Ailuropoda melanoleuca (giant panda) is the source of this 312-nucleotide messenger RNA. RefSeq names its product doublesex- and mab-3-related transcription factor C1-like. NCBI's taxonomy places the organism in Eukaryota, Metazoa, Chordata, Mammalia, Carnivora, Ursidae. The record is from RefSeq and is a predicted model, not a curated record. The transcript has 2 exons. The annotation marks the transcript as partial.
GCUCCUGAAGCUUCUGACCAGGACUCGGUUUCUGCCUCAGAGUGGCAGCGGAAGCUGGAAGCGGCCGAGGCUCUGUUGAUUCUGAGAGAAUCUCCCCAGGCACCUUCGGACUCCAUCUCCCUGCUCCAGCCCUGCGUGGCAGCAGCUCCUGCUGGAGAUAGAGGACCCCAGCCUUCUAGCCCCUCUCUGCGACCCAGGCCAGCCAGCUCCAUUUCUCUGCCUGUUGGACAUCUGGGGAGCAUCUCCCUCUUGAGCUAGAAGCCCAGAGGAGGAGGCCUCACUAGAGUGCUGCCGAUUUAUGCGUUUGCAAAA